AUUCGCGCUAGUCCACGUCAAUUCAGUAGCUUCUAGCCCUCGGCGAGGGGCGGUUGUACGUUCCGACGUACCCGCGGUACGGUUUGACGAUCUCACGAACCGAGAAGUGAAGUUUGUAACAAUUGGUAAAACGCUUUACGAAACAAGUAACACCAAACAAUGUAAGUGGUAAUAGUGAUAAUUAAUUUAUGACUAAGUGAAAAUGCUAGCUUGUGUGUGUCAGCCAACAGAGACAGCAUUAUUAUUUAAAGGAGGACCACCGGUUACAAUGGGGCCACUUGGAUCUAGUAGUAAAAUACGUCAAAACGCAGCUGAAGUCAUGAAAAUAAGUAUUUUCCAUAAUCCCGAACAUAAUAUUAAUGAAGAUACGAAAGAGAGCACAUCAUCAUUGGCAUCAAUACCUUCGUAUGUUGAUUCAUCUGGUAACCUUUUAAAUUUAAGAAAAAUAGAACGUAAAGCAAAAUCCACUAAGAUUCUAGUCAAUCCUGUAUGUUCUGAUAGUAUUAGUGAUGAUAGUACUGCAUCAAAAUCAGUCAAUACUAAAUGGAACGGUAAGAAGAAACGUCUUAAAAUCGGAUUGGUCAAAAAUGAAAACAAAGACGGUUUCAGUGUAGAGCAUAAAGCAAUUAGUCGUGACGAAGCCAAGGAAGAUAAAAAACCAAUAUCGUGUUUUAAAAUCAAAAGCUGGGAAGAUAAAUCACGUACUAAUGAAGAUAGAAACUCAGGCCGAGAGAACUGUACGAAUGAAAAUGCAAGUAAUUCAAUGAGCACAGAAAAACCUGAUCUCAUUAGACAUUCAAGAAAAAAUAGCAAAGAGACUUUAAUAGACGAAGCCACUAUGACCGAUGCAUCCUUAGAUGAUCACUAUACAAGAAAGAUUGACAUUGUUAAUACCUCUUUAAAGGAAAAUCAGUUGGGGGAAGGGGUGGAGCUGACGCUGGGUGAACUUCGGGCGAUGGCGCUCCGACAGCAGCAGCAAAUUGACACCCAGCAUCAACUGCUAUGCGCUAAGGAGCAGAGGCUCCGGUAUUUGAAGCAGCAGGAGGCCCGGCAGCAUCAGGUGGCGGUAGAAGGCGAGCGGUUGCGAAGGCUGCGCGAGCGCGUCGAGGCGCAAGAACAGAAACUACGGAGGUUAAGGGCAUUGAGAGGCCAGCUUGACAGAAACAAACAAGCGAAUAUCGCUCUUACCAGUGACCUCGAGUCGAUACGAGCGUUGUUUAAUGAAAAAGAAAAAGAGCUGUCAGUGGCUGUGGCGAAGGUUGAAGAGUUGACGAGGCAGUUAGAAGAACUGAGGCGAGGCAGAGUACAGCCGGCUCCACCUUCAGCUCACGAGUUGGAUAAAUUAAGGCGGGAAUUAAUGUACCGGAACAAACUUAAUGAGCAGCAAAAUGGUCGACUAUCAGCACAACGAGCAGCGCUUGGUGCUCGACAGGAAGAAAUGCGUAGUAUAGAUCGACGAGUUUCAGAACUGCAAGCCAGAUUACUUCGGAAACGAGCACUCAAUAGACAGCUAGCAGCCGCUCAUAGACAACCGCAACCAAGAACGAACAAUCCCACGCCGAUGCAACAGCUACCAAAUUACCCAGCUGGUAACAACGCAGUUAGCCAACCAAAGAAUCAACAGGCACGUGGCAACGUAGCAGCUGUGGAGCCUUACAACCAUGUGCCACAUGCCCAAAGCCUUCACAACAAUAAUUUCCAAGCCAUGAAACAAAAUGUUUUACAAAACAACGUGCCAUUAAAACAGCUGACUCAAAGCGAUAACAUACAAAGUCAUUUAACGCAACAGGAAGCUCAUUUCUUGCAGCAGAAACAAAUGAUGAAUCCCUUAUAUAAUGGAAACUUCCCUCAUAUGCCGACUGUUCAAGAUAAUCAAUAUCAACAACAAUAUACGAACAAACACGAUGCCAACGCUUUUACUCACGUUCAGCAAGGUAUAACCAAUGCCUAUGAUCAGAAAUCAAUGUUCGAUCACAUAAACAAAUAUUCCGAAUAUCCUAAGCAACCUCAAUACAGUCCGAAUAGUACAAGCAGUUCUAAUAGCAAUCAAACGAGUAAAGAGCAAAAAAUUAAUGAACAGGAAUUUCCACCAGAGUUCGCGGCAAGUAAAUCCGAUCCUAAAUAUCAAACAUUGCCAUACAACACUAAAUUUCCGCAGAACACAAAUGGAAAAUUAAAACAAACCGAUUUGAAUGGGAAAGGAAGUGAACAGGAUUUAAAAAAUCAAAAUGCUUCAAAUAUUAACCAUAUGACGGUACACUCAACACCACUAUCGGUUGUUAAUAAAAGUUUGGCGACGCCCUUAAGUCAAAACGAAGCAACAUAUCAACAAGAACUUACAUAUCAAUUGCAAAAGUCGGAUUCAUCUAGUAGAUGUAAUCAGGAAGGGAAAGAAAACCAUGCAUAUCCACAGAAUUCUAGGUUAAGUCAAAAUAGCGAUGGGUCCAGAAACAACGGAGGGAAGAAUCAACAGGGCAAUGCCGUCAAAGGCAGCUCACCAAGCCUGCUUUCGAAUUCAACUUCUGCUGGUAGUUCAAUAGGAUUUGGGAAACCCGUAUCGAGUGUAGCACCUACAUCGGUUCAGGUAUCGAGUGGCAAACCAUCACCCAUUUAUCAGACAUCCUCAACAAAGAUCCAACCAGUUCAGCCACAAACUGUCCAGACCCAAAGCAUAUCUGUAUCUUCAUCGAAUCAUGUAACUAGUAACAUGGUAAAUUCCCAACCCCAGAUUGUUAGAAACACCGCAUCAGGAUUAUCAACUAGCACCCCGAGCUCGAACUUCAGUGGCCAGAAUGCAUCAUCACAAAGCAUAUUGUUGUCUCCACCACAAAGUGCCAGUACUCCGUUAUCGACACCAGAUGUUAGUGGAAGUGACAAAUCGCCGAAACCAGCAUUACCACCAAAACCUACAAUAAAGACUCCACCGAGACAAUCAGUUAACCACGAUACAGGCUUCGGUCAGUCAACGGAGACAAUUAAUAUGCCCACAAUAUCUAUCCCUGACUCUUCAAAUGAGAGCGAGUUACAGCAAAAUUUUAAAGAAAAUAGUAAUGGGAGUAAUAACGAGAUGAUAAUUAAAGCCCGUCCUUUGACCAUUAGGAAACCACCUCUUAGUGAACAACCGAAGCUUCGGAAUGUCAAUAAUACUAAAAAUGGUAUUAGCGUGAACAUGAAUCGGCGAAUAGAAAUGCCACCGGCGUUUUUAUUCCCCGAAAUGGAUCAUUUAACACUUGAUUCUGGGAAUGAAAUGCAAAAUGGUCAGAAAGAUAAAUCAAAAAUGAAAGAUGAAGUAGACAGAUCAAUCAAUAAUAACAUAUCUUUAAGUUCUAAUGAAAAACAGGACGACAGUAAAGAUAUCGUCGUUUCUGAUAUAACGGACCAAAUAAUUUCUGUAGAUUUGAACGGUCAAGAUUCUCAGAGAUCUGAGAAUGUAUUGAGACGGUCAAAAAAAGGGAAUUUAAAACAAGGAGGGAAAGCUCCACUAGCGAGGCGAGUAAGCUUCGAUCCUCUCGCGUUGCUUUUAGAUGCAAGCUUAGAAGGUGAAUUGGAACUUGUAAAAAAGACGGCAACUCAGGUACAAAAUGCAAGCGCAGCAAACGACGAGGGUAUAACAGCACUUCACAAUGCCAUUUGCGCUGGCCAUUUUGAGAUAGUCAAGUUCCUAGUAGAGUUAGGUUGUGAUGUGAAUGCACAGGAUUCAGACGGGUGGACUCCUCUACACUGUGCUGCUUCUUGCAACAACCUGCCGAUGGUGCGAUUUCUUGUCGAUAAUGGCGCUUGCAUAUUUGCAACAACACUGUCAGAUCAUGAAACCGCAGCAGAAAAAUGUGAAGAAGAUGAGGAAGGCUUCGACGGUUGCUCUGAAUAUCUUUACAGCGUUCAAGAAAAACUCGGCAUUAUGAACAAUGGUCUAGUUUACGCUGUGUUCUCAUACUCGGCCUCGCGUAGCGAUGAGUUGUCCUUCGAGACGGGCGCGAGACUGCAAGUAUUGAGGAAGGGAGACGACAACGAGCGGGAGUGGUGGUGGUGUCGAGACGACUUGGGGAACGAGGGCUACGUGCCUAGGAACCUGCUUGGGUUAUAUCCGAGAGUAACCCCUCAGCAGGAGUAAGAAUGUAAUUCUACGGCUUAAAUUAUGAACUUAUCAAUUGUAAAUACAUUGGGUAAUUUUUAUUUUUUAUGUAUUUAUAUAACUGUAAUCUAAUGAUAAAUAUUGUAUACAAUUUUAACAGAAUAAAAUAUUUUGUAAAUAUUUAAAUAAGCGAUUAAAGUUCAAAACGAAUGAGAUUAUAUUGUACAUUUUAUAAAUACGCGAGUCAUCAUUUUAAUUCGUAAUGAAAUUUGUAAUAUUCUUAGGAUUUCUGAAAAUAUUGUGAAAUAUUAUAAAUUGACAAUACAAGAUAAUGUUACAAACAAUA
Molecule: messenger RNA, 4418 nt
Organism: Vanessa tameamea
Lineage: Eukaryota; Metazoa; Arthropoda; Insecta; Lepidoptera; Nymphalidae
Gene: ASPP
Product: apoptosis-stimulating of p53 protein 1
Exons: 15
Coding region: 203-4111 (1302 amino acids)
Biological process (GO): regulation of apoptotic process
Cellular component (GO): nucleus
Molecular function (GO): p53 binding
Source: RefSeq, a predicted model, not a curated record